Messenger RNA from Epinephelus moara (kelp grouper), 8030 nucleotides. It is a transcript of the gene cramp1, whose product is annotated as cramped chromatin regulator homolog 1. The record is from RefSeq and is a predicted model, not a curated record. Gene Ontology annotation, biological process: pattern specification process. The transcript is spliced from 20 exons. Gene Ontology annotation, cellular component: nucleus. Lineage: Eukaryota; Metazoa; Chordata; Actinopteri; Perciformes; Serranidae. Gene Ontology annotation, molecular function: chromatin binding. The coding region runs from base 119 to 3667 and encodes 1182 amino acids.
CGCAGAGAGUUCAGCUCAGUCGAAGCAGGAGCAAGGAGAGGGCAGAAAGCAGAGAGAUCGGUCUCGGUUUUAUUAUGCUCAAUUUGAUCAGUAUUUGUCAAUAUAACCGGUUGGACUCAUGGUGAAGAGAAAGAAGACGUCGCCUACUAGCGAAGAGCACGAAAAUGGCAUGACACUGGGCUCCAGGGAGGGGAUCGGUGUCGAUGGGAGGAGGAAUCCGUCCAGAAAGCCCGAAGGUUGCGACGAGGAGGAGAGCGGAGAGCAGGCGAGCGAGGAGCGCAGUACAAAGGGAGACGACGGAGUGGAAAUUCUUAAUCCAUCAACCACGGGUCUCAGCCCCGGUUCAGCUCCGGUUCUCCCCGCCUCUCCGCCGAACCGAGCCGGGCUUGGCUCAACCCAGCAUUCCCAGACCUUAACUGAGUCCGCCCCUCCGUGUCACGACCAGCAUCAUUUUCUCCGAUCAAGCGUUCGACCUCCGAGUAAACGGAUCCGGAAGGAUUCAAUCGGCUCGACCAUCAAUGGACAUGGCGGGGCAAAAUCGAAAGGGGCAGAGAAUGGCUCUUCCUCCCAGGGGACAGUGGGACAGUCAGGGCCUGUGGCCGGCUCCACGGGGGGUGUGUCGAAGGCCUCCAAGGGCCAAGGGUCUUCUGAGAAGGAGGAGCAAGCUGGUAACCAGAAGAGAGCCCGUCGGCAGUGGGAGUCGUGGAGCACAGAGGACAAAAACAGCUUUUUUGAGGGGCUCUACGAGCACGGGAAGGAUUUUGAGGCUAUCCAGAACAACAUUGCAAUGAAGUACAAGAAAAGGGGCAAGCCAGCCAACAUGGUGAAGAACAAGGAGCAGGUUCGCCACUUUUACUACCGGACCUGGCACAAGAUCUCCAAACACAUUGACUUUGCCAAUGUGUACUCCAGAGUGCUCAAGAAAUCCUCUCAAGAGCUGUACGGCCUCAUUUGCUAUGCCGAGCUCCGCAAAAAAGUUGGAGGAUUAAUGGAUGAUAAGAACGUGACAAAGCUGAACGAACUAAUCCAGCAAGGGGCCACCACUGUGCGCUCUAAAGGGAGGAACUUGCGUAUCAAAGCACCCAUGUGCCGAGCACUGAAGAAACUCUGUGACCCAGAUGGAGUGAGUGACGAGGAGGACCAGAAGCCGGUGCGUCUACCCCUGAAGGUGGCAGUGGAGCUUCAACCACGCAGUAAUCACUCCUGGGCCCGUGUUCAGAGUCUAGCCCACAACCCUCGUCUCAGGAUGGUGGUGGAGCUUCACAGGAAAGUCUCAAGCCUCAUUGAGUAUCUGAAACAGAAGUGGGCGUACCAUGACCAGCGGAUUCUUAAGAGUCUCAGGGAGAGGGAGGCUUUGGAGGGUGGCCAGUCCGGCACAGCCUCUCCCAGCAAAUCCCAGCAGGAGGAGCUCUUUCUUUACCCAGCUGAGAGCAGCACUUUGACUACACUGCCUGGUGUGGCACGUGUCGUUCACUCCAAGGCCUCCUGCACCGUACACUGGCUAGAGAGUGGCAAGAACCGGCCUAAUGCCAAGGAAUUGCCAGCUGCUCAGAUUCUGGGUAUUCACACGGCUCCACCACUUCGGACUGGUACUAAAUCUGGACGAGGAGGCGCCGCCACUGCUGCUGCUGUUGGUGGUCCCUCAGUGACUGUAUUGGGUGACAGUCGACGACCUGAACUCCUUAACCCUGAUCCUUCACAAGACUGUUCUACAAAGGCAGAAGAGAGGAGACCUCAGUGGGUUUCUACCCCUGCUUCUUCUACACAGACUUUGGCUCCUCGGGAAGAGGGAACUGGGGUCGGACCCUCUGAAGGAGGAAAGACCUGCACUGGUGUGGAGGCCAGUAUUGGUUUAGCAGUGGAGAAACUGUGUAGCGGUACAGAUAGCUCAUCAGAGCAGUGCAAAGAGGAGCAGAACGUCAGCACUUCUUCCCCAGAGGCCAACCAGACUCCCCCAGCCAGACCUCCGUUGACUGGCUCAGAGGAGGGGAUGUCGCAAGGCUCUGCACCGGCAGCCAGAGAACGGCCUGUUGAGCAGAUCAGAGGGGAGGGCUGGAGCGCCCGUGACGCAGAGAACGUCACCCUGGCUGAACUCUACUUGAUGUUUGGGAAGCCUGGCAAGCUGCAGCUGGAGUACGAGUGGCAGCCGAUUGCAGGUCCUUACAGCAAUGAAGAAAAUGGACAAGCCAUGGCACAGCUCAAGCCCAACAGGACACACCGGGUUCUGCGCUGCCUGCUCAAGCUGGUUUCCACUGAGGUCAAUCCUAAACCUUUGGCUCCAGAGCUGUGCUCUACAGCCACAUCACCACUCAAGAACCAUCCAGAGGAGCAAAACCAGGCCCUCACACCUCCAGGGAAGGUUCCCAUACCAGGUGUUCGCAGCCCCAGCUGUGGCCGGCAGCAGACCUCCAUCCGAGGGGCCCGGUUACACCUGCCAAAUGCUGGAGUCUCAGGUGGACGCAACCUCCCCCGCUCUUUACUGGGGUCAACAGCGAGCAGCGACACAGAAAGCGGUGUGUUUGCAGUUCCCACCACACUGCCUCCCAACAGCACGCGGCACAACAGAAUGUUUUCCCCCAACAAGGAGGCUGAGCUAGCCCUCAAACAGCAGCUUGACUCCAUCAGUAUGCAGUCAGAUCUUUUCCUUUCAAGACAGAGAAAACCUCGAAACAGACAACUUCGGAAACCACUUGUAGUUCAGCGAACACUCCUACCCCGAACUACAGGAGAUACUCCUCAGCAUGUCUGCUCCUUCUCCAUCCUCUCCAACUCCUCUGCAACAGGAACUGGAUCUUUCCGGCCAAUCCACGCUCGCCUAGCUCCUUCCUCCCGCCCCCUCCUGUCCAAAACAUCCCCGGCAGCGUCCAGCUCUGCAGCAUCCAGCCAGCUCUCCAGUGCCAUUGACCUGGCAGCUAAGUCUGCAGGUAUCAUCCCUGGCAGUCCCCGUCAGGAGCCGAACUCCCCCCCUGUUGAUGACAGCACCCUGCUCGCAAACACACCCAUUGUUGAUGCUGAGCCAGACGCUCAACUCCUCCAGCACAAUGUCCCAGAGAAUGGUCAGCCUCCACCGUCUCCUGGAGUGACAGGUGGUGGGGACUCCCUCCUCUCUCCACCCAGCGUAGCCUCGCUUCUGGACAUCUCGCUCCCAGGCCCCCCUGAAGAGGCUCUGGCCCCUGGAGAGCCUCAGACACACAUCAGUGACUCCAUCAUCGAGCUCGCCAUCAACUCUGCCCACUAUGGCGAGGAGGCAGCUCUCUCUCCAGCCAAGUUGAGCAACAACGACAGCUCCAAACUGUUGGCCUCAUCUCCCUCGGUCAGCCCGUCCAGAGGAUGGAUCCCAUCACCCAGCCACGACCCCCAGUGGUACCCCAGCGACUCAUCUGACUCCACACUGGGAUGCCUCCUCUCCAGCAUGGUCUCUCCUGAUAAGGGCAAGCGGACCACCCUAACCCCCUCUGGCCCCUCCAGUGGCACGGCCUUGCUUGGUCCUAGCCUUCUGGACUGCAACUCCCAUGACUCCUUUCAGUCCCGUGGCCUUCCUGAUGUGGCAGAAAUGGACUCUCAGCUUGCUUGUAUGAUGAGUGAGAGCAGUGUCGACUACAUCGCUCGCUUCAAUGACCUGGCUCAGGAGCUGGCUGUGACCGAGCCCUCCAUCCCACCGCCAUGAGGAAGAGAGGACCUGGCUCCUAUGACCUACAGCCAUCUGGAGGACAUGAGUUUGCGCUGUCUAGACUGUCGCAACGCUGUCCCCUCUACUUUGAUGAGAAGACGGCUGUGGAGAAAGACCGAACCCCCCUCCCUUAAAGCCAUCCCUGCCCUGUUUGUAAAAGUGCAAUAAUAACAGUGACCAUUGUUCAAAGCGAGUUCGGAACUUGUUGGUUUCACUGAACUGUUCUUUUAAGUUGAAAUACCCUUUAAAAACAAACACUUUAGAAAAACAAAUGCGUUUACAAAACACAACCUCAUGUACAGGAAAAUACUAUGCCAUAUCUGAACAAAAUAUUUUCACUGAUCUUUUAUGUCUCUUCCUGCUCUUUGUGUGUUUGUCCGUCUUCUACUCUCUCAGAUUAACCCCAUAAAAUGUGUAAAUCCGCCAAAAUGUGCAGCUGGUGGCAAACGGCUGCUGGAGGGUGAUGUUGACAGUAAUGGCAGUGAGAAAAGAGGUUGAAUGUGGUGAGAUGCUUGUUCCUAUUCAGUUGCUAUUGUGGCCUCAGUUGCAAAAGUAGAGCAAGACACAGCAGGGCAGGUAGGAGUAAAAUCCUUUGAUUCUGCCCUCCAUUUCACGCGCUCUUGAAUCAGUUCAGGUUUUAUCGGUCGCAUUUUAGGAACAUAGCCUGCCAUGUUUUUUUGGAAUCAGGUUUGUCAUUUCUUACAGUCCAUUGUCACAUGCAAAAUGGCAGCUUUUGUUGGUUUAUCUUCAUUUGGCAGUAGCUCUGCAGCUAUGAUAAUCUGCAGCCAUGAUCCUCAAUGUGUUUGCUGAAAUCACGAUGGAGUUCAGUGUCCAUCGCCAGUUGCUUCAUGCAGUUUUCAUCACUUUAAACAUAUGUUGAGAUGAUAAUACUGAUGCAAUGGCCUUGAAUUAACUAACUAUUUUAAAGGGCCUUGUCACAAUAGUUAGGAGUAUUUUCACUCAACUACUGUGACAAAUAACAUUGCAUAUUUAGUCUUGCUUGUAUCUCGAAGUCCUCAGUAGUUCAAACACAGAGGCAAGUUGAGCUGUUUUCAAUGAAGGACUAAACACAAGCACUAUUAAAGGGUACCUUGGUGGGCAGUUUUUUUUUAAAAUUGGUCCAGUGUUGAGCGAGAGGGCUGCAGUGUAACCACUCGGGGCAAUUAUGCUCUCAAUUUUUUGUCACUAACAGGCUCACAUUAUUAUUCUUAGUGUCUGAGAACAUUAUGGCGAGAGUCCCUACAGAGGUAGACCUUUUAGUUAAAGACUAAAAUCCUUUUUGUUUAAUCAGAAACAGCCCAGAAAUCUCUAUCGCCAUACCCACCAGACUCCAUUUAAAUAAACAGUCAUUUUAAGUGUGUAUCAAGUCAGCAUGUUUUCACAUGUAAGAGGGUGAAUUAAGGGUUUAUUUCAACCAAACCAGAGUUAGGGAUUAUUGGAACAGUGGAAAGGCAAACCAAGACGGCUUUUUUGAGUUUUAUUUUGUUUCUGUCGUCUUUUCAUAAAGUGUGUUUUACCAUGAUAAAAUUAGUGUCUUGUGGUUUUGGCUAUGAUGAUUUCUGUGCUGUUUUUGGUUAAACAAAAAGGUAUUUCUACAUGAGUAUCCUUUUCGUAAUGUUGUCAUACACUUAGAAUAACAAUCUGAGCCUGUCAGUGGCAAAAACAAGCACUUGUAAUGGAUUGAUUGAGGGUGCACAUGCCCCAAGUGGUUAGAUUGCAGUCUGUUUUGCUGCUGCUUGCUGCAGACCUCUCAUUCAAUACUGGACCUGUUUCUUAGGCAAAAAAAUAUGAGUAAAUACCAAAGUUAGUCUUUAACCCACAGGCCUAAUGUGACCAACCACAUACUCAUCUUCACUGACAGACUGAAAUUAUUCAUGCCAUGGGUACCAUUCAAAGUUCCCAGUAGUGUUACACUCCGCUUCAACUUUGCAAGAGCAAGCAGUCAGAAGUUUCUAAUGAAAUCAAACACUAAAGAGCCAUAGUUGACACUCUUAUUUUUAAAUUGUGUGUCACUCUUAAAUCACUAGUAGAAGCUUCUGAUUGGUUGUGCUCAAAACAUAACUUACCAUUGAACAUUGUACUGAUACCAGAUGCUAGCCAAAACACUGUGGCUAAUGUCCACAUGAUUGGCUGAACAUGUUCACCAUCCCUUUAACAUAAGCCUGCUCUCUAUGUGGUGGAGUUAAAGGUUAAUGAAUGCUUUUAAGUGCUUUCUCUUAAUUUCCCCAUGUAGUUUCACCAUUGCGAUGUACACAAUACACACACGUACCAUGUGAAGUUCAGACUGAUUUUCGAUCGAUUUCAAUUAACCAGCAUCCUCAAUAUGCAGUAUUGUGACACAUUUUGUCUCAUCAACAUGUUUAACUUCAUCUCUGAGUGUAUAUUGUAGGAGAACUCUCGUUGUCAUUCCACCAAUGAGAUUAAAAAUGUUUGUCUCCUUCAAGCACCUUGAGGGCUUUGACUCUACAGUGUAAAAGCUCUUGUGAUGUUAAGUCAUUUGUGAAAAGGCUUCAUCUUCUCACACUAGAUACAAUGAAGAUGGUUCUUCAUAAGGAAUAAACGGCAGGUUUGUGUUUGAAUCUGGCAUGUUAUUUUUUUGUUGAAGGAUUUAUUUGUACAAAUGUCUAUUCCAGUAUUCACUGCGCUUUUGUAACAUAAAUUGUUAUUUGGACUAUUUAUUGUUAACAUUUCAGAAAAGGUGUUUUUUUUUGUUUGUUUAACUUAAUAUUAAGAUGACAACUAAAAAGGAAAAACCUGUUUAAAGUUUUCAGUUUGUAAAAGGUGUUUUUAUUCCGUGUAUAAAGAUAGUUAUAAAAACCUGCUUGUCUGUUGUAUUCAUUGUGUGUGCUUUGUGGUAAAACCUGUUUAAAUGCAAACUUUAACACAGAUAGUAUGUGGCCUGUAAGUUGUUACUAACAGUUUCAGGUUUGUCAGCUUUUCCAAAGAGAGCUGAUUGUUUCUCUGCUGACUCCAUGCCGAAUCCUGGACUGUUAAAGAACAUAAAAUCUCACUCGUCAAACCAAAAUAUAGGGGGGUUGUGAUGUUACUCAUCUGGGCUGAAAUUAAAUUAUACAACAUUUGAAAAUGGUAAGUAAUAAGCAAUAUUUCCUCACCCUACAUGUAUUAAAAGCACUUUGUUUCGAGGGACAUUUACAGUGGUGUUCUGUCUGCCAUAUGGCACAGGUGACCCAGAAACAACAUGUCAGGUGCUGUACCACAUCUCCAAGAAAGACAUGAUCGUUGCUUUUCUUAACCAUAAUGUGUUGUAUUCUGUCUGCAACUGUGGCUAGAUCCUCUGCCAAAACAGCAUACAUAGUACUUUUAUCAGAUCCUGCAGUUUGGUACAUUCAUAUACUUGUUCACACUGUUUAGACGGGCAGCAGUUCAGUGUGAUGUUUGCAAAUUAUAUCUCAUCUGUGAUACUUCAGGUUUAUAAGGGUGGUUAUCAUGACUUGGAAAACCAGAAGACAUUGAGACAGUAGUAGCAGUAGUGCUCUAACAUGGACAACAAUAUUUCUCUGACCUGAUAGAAUCACAAAUCAAACAUUAAAGCUGGAGUAUAGAACUUUUGUCUACCCCCUCUUGGACAAAUUGCAUUUUGGUGUUUGGGCAACAUUGUUCUUGAAACUUUCAUGCCAAUAAAGCCCUUUGAAUUGAACUGAAAUUACACACACAUUGUGGACGCCUGCAUGUGAUCAUAGACUGUAUAAAAAAAAUGACAAUAUUUACAUGAAAGCGAGGGUUGGAUUUGACUCAUAGACUGUGGUGAUGCCUCGCAAACACCCUGUCACUCAAAGCGGCCACACUCUUAAUUAUGCAUAACUUUAAACCUUAAUAAAAUGUAAACAGGUGAGUUAUAUAAAAAUGUAUCUCCCGUACAGUUGCCAUGAAUGUCUAAAUUAGCUAAAAAGACCAAAACCAUUUUUUGUACCAGGCUGAAAACAUGGUUAUUUUUGCUGUAAAGUUGGGCAUUUUAACAUGGGAGUCUAUGGGGAUUGACUCUUGCCAUUAGAGUAACUGCAGUUUUUGGCACUUCCAGUUGGCUUUAUUUUUCAGCCCCGGAGAUGCCUCCUACUUCUGACAAAUGCUAGUUUAUUUUUCUUCUGGAGCAUCUACUUCAGAAACUUUUCUUGGACACUUCUUGGGAUUUUCCUUCAUACUUGUACCUUAUGCUCCAUCGAAAUGGUCUCCCUUCCCUUCCUGCCUCCUUCAGCUCUGGCUGGUUAAUGUAAAACACUUCCAGUGCACCAGCACUUUCCAUUGGAGAGUCACCGAAGACAUCCCAACUCCAGUAUACUUGAAAAUACAGACAGUUUUCCCUGGCGGCGAUAGGCUUAAUCUGCAUGGUGUGAACUCGUCU